AUGGCGAUAUCACCACCACGCAUCAAAGCAAUAGAGAACGAAAAUACCGGAAGUCCGAAAGGAGAUCCCGUCGAAGCACAACAGCUCAGGAUGUGCUACCGAAAAUAUUACAAGUACAAGUGCUGUGCACUCGAGAAGGACGUCGACUGGGUAGCCUGUGAGGACCGACCACCAGGCAUGAACUGCCCUAAAGCACAAGAACAUAACUGGCAGGGUCCGUAUGCGCAGUACCUGGGCGAGAUAGAAGGACCUUGCUGGAACUGCAUGUGGGCAUCAUACAACGACGGAGGAAAAGCAAAAAGAGAGUUUAUUGAGAAUUUUGGAAAACGCAAGCCAGGUGAACAACCGUGGGAGAGCGACGAGGAGAGAAAAGACCAGCGUAUGGCCGGGGAAGACUGGUAUUGGAUCAUGCGGAGGAGACAGAAGAAGCAACGCGAAAAGGAGAGGCGGAAGCUGGAGGCGGAGGCCGGAAGGGUGACCCAUAGCACCGUCCAGUGGCCCGAGGGGGUCGAGGGAGAGGGAACUUCCGGAAGCAGCACUCCUGGGACGUCCGGAAGCAGGCCCGAUAGCCUGCCAGAGAGUCAGCAUGCCAGCCGGCCGUCGAGCAGAUAUGCGUUUUCCGUAGCCGGGGCGCAGACACCGUCGAGACAGCUGCCGAACUAA
Molecule: messenger RNA, 663 nt
Organism: Trichophyton rubrum CBS 118892
Lineage: Eukaryota; Fungi; Ascomycota; Eurotiomycetes; Onygenales; Arthrodermataceae
Exons: 2
Coding region: 1-663 (220 amino acids)
Source: RefSeq, a predicted model, not a curated record